UUGACGUGUCUUUAACAUCGGAGUACAAAUAAACGCAUCUUGGUAGAACAAGUGCAGUAAUCUUUGAUUCACCAUGGCUUCAGCUUCAGGGCAUGUUCAACCUGGUACCAGCAUUGAAGCAUUGACAAAAUUACAAGUGGAGCAUAAAGUUGGCAGUUUAAAGGAAACCAUAUUAAAGAAAAGCAGAGAGGAAUGGAGGAAUACAAAGAUCGUCUUUGUUCACAGUUGCCGAGAGAAGAAAGUUCCGGAUAAAUUAAUUGAUUGCCUUUUACGAAUACUGCGGAAGACUGAUCCUAGAACAGCGAUGCCUAAAUAUUCUGCAUACGUCUUUGUAGUCCUCACCAAAUAUGAUCUGGUUAAAGAUGAAAACAGCUUUAAAUGGUCUUCUAAUGAACCAACGGUUACUUACGAGGAGUUCCGAGAAAUUGAGAAGGAAAUUGAACAGAGGUUUAGUAUCCAAGGUUCGCUAGAAGAUAACAGAACAAGAUGGGUGAGUUAUUCCGAUGCAACAGGUAAAGACAACCCAUAUAUUGACAACAUCGCAUUGAAGUUUAUUAAACGCAUGCUUAUGGUGAGAAAAGAUGAAGUCAAGUCCGUUAAAACGGUGAUGUCAACAUGGACACUGAUGAUCUUGAACAUGAAAAAGUAUUGGCAAAAUGCCAAACGCAUCUUAAAUGAACCUCAGUUCAGCUUCUGAACAUUAAUAAUCGUCGUUGUAUUUGCUUGUUUCAUAAGAUAUGUAUACAUCAUGUUAAAUGCCCCACCGUCGGAAAACAAAAAGAGAUGAGAACACAAGAAAAUUCAAUGCCUCAUGUUAACUAGACUAACAUAAUUUAAACGACUUACAUGGGGCAUGAGUUUUUAUUUCUGAUGUUGCACUUUCAAUCUUUUUAUUGGGAAAAUUUUCAGGAUGGAAAUAAAACUUAAAAUCACUAAGGCAUAACCUUAUCUCCUAUGAAUGACGUACAUAUUGUUCUAUUUUCAAAAUUGGCGGUAUAUAAUUGCUGUAUUUUUCUGAAUAGAAAUAAUGAUAAAAAAUACUGACUGUAUAUAAAA
Messenger RNA from Ruditapes philippinarum (Manila clam), 1056 nucleotides. RefSeq lists its product as uncharacterized. Bases 74 to 697 code for a protein of 207 amino acids. The transcript is spliced from 3 exons. NCBI's taxonomy places the organism in Eukaryota, Metazoa, Mollusca, Bivalvia, Venerida, Veneridae. The record is from RefSeq and is a predicted model, not a curated record.